Molecule: messenger RNA, 2628 nt
Organism: Podospora pseudopauciseta
Lineage: Eukaryota; Fungi; Ascomycota; Sordariomycetes; Sordariales; Podosporaceae
Exons: 4
Coding region: 91-630 (179 amino acids)
Source: RefSeq, a predicted model, not a curated record
GCCCUUCACAGAGAGUCUUGACCUCAGCUGUCUGUAUCUCCUUAGCAUCUUCCUCCCUAUCCUUACAACCAAAACCUCACAACUCUCAAAAUGGGCUUCUUCUCCCCCGCCCCGUAUCACAUCAUCAGCUACGGCUUCCUCCUCGGCACAACCUUCUUCCACACCUUCGUAGGCGGCAUCGUCUCCUUCCGCGUCCUCCCCCGCCCCCAGUUCUCUUCCCUCAUGUCCUCCCUCUUCCCAAUCUACUUCACAAUCCAAACCGCCCUCCCCCUCGUCCUAGCAAUCACCUACCCCGCCAGCCAAAACCCCUUCGGCAUCACCGGCGGCAUCACCGGCUUCCUUCACUCCUCCAACCGCUACUCCACCUUCGUCCCCGUCACCGCCACCUUUGUGUCCGCCCUCGCCAACCUCGCCUUCGUCGGUCCUCUCACGACCAAGGUCAUGGAUGAGAGGAAGCUCCAGGAAAAGAAAGACGGCAAAAAAUCCUGGGACUCCCCUCCCCACUCGCAAGAAAUGCAAGCCCUCAACAAGCAAUUCGGCAUCCUCCACGGCGUGUCCAGCUUCCUGAACCUAGGCACCUUUAUCGGAAGCCUUGUUUACGGCGUUACCCUGUCCAAGAGACUCUCUUAAAACCAAUCCCCAUCCUACCAGCAAGUACCUUGCCCCCCACCCGAGUUCAAAGCGCAUAGUUCGUCUCAGGUCCAACGUCUCAAGUCAAGGUCAAGGUCUCUUCCCACACACACACACACAUACACACACACGCAAAGCACAAAGUCACAUGGCAGCAAGCAUUACGAAUGACAAAUUUGGUUUAUUACACCAUGUUUUUUAUCAUGUGUUUCUGCUCUAAUACCCCUUUUCUCUCAAGAGACAGUGAAAGAAAAAAAGCAAAAUACCACAAAUCCCGCCGCUUGUUGUGUGUUGUGGUAUUAAUAGACCCGCCAAUUUUCCGUGUCAACGAUCCAACGCAAAUAUCCCAUCCCAUUCAUCUACCCAUCCAUCCAGUCUCAGAAUCCAGUUGCGGCGGCGGGCUUUGCAACCCAUUGAUCCAUCCAUCCAUCUACCCACCCACCCAAAUCUCGAUCCAGUAGUUUCCAGGUUUCGCAACCUCUCCAUCCAAUCUCUUCUUUUCUUUUUCUUUUCCUUUUUGCCCUCCAAACGAUGAUUGAUCACAACCCACUAGCCAAAGCCCUCAACUCCCUCUUCACCUCCUCCAUCUCCCUCCUCCUCUUCUCGGCAUCCUCCUGCACCUUUCUCCUCUCCCUCUCCUCCUCUUGCUGAUCAACCAGCUUUUGCUUCUCCACCCACUGCGUCAGCGUCCACCGGCCUGGCUUUCUGGCCAGGAGCUCCUCCACGCUCAACUCGGCGGCCGGCUUGGGGAAUUGGGUAGAGAGGGGGUCGACUCUGAUUUGCUUGCGGCCCGGGACGGGGGGUUGGACGUGAAUUAUGGGGGUUGUGGCUGUCCUCUUUGGUGCGGCGGGGGGAGUGGCGGUAGGAAUGGCGAGGGAGGUGGUUGAGCCGCAAUUGUGGCAUUGGGUGAGGGUAGCAGCAGGCUUGAGGUUGUUGUUGUUGUUGUUGAGGUUGUUGUUGUUGUUGUCGAGGGGGGUGAGAGGGGUGGUGACGGGGGGAAAGUAGCUGUCUGUUGAGGUGGCGGGGGAGGAGGAGAGGGUUGGUGGGGUGGUGGUGGUGGUGGUGGCGGCGGUGGUGGUGUCCGAUACGGCGGAGGUGGUGGUGGACAUUGCGGUGUUGGUUGAGGUAGAGGAUGUCUUUCGGUAGAGGGAUGACCAGAAGCUUGAGGAAGUAGGGGAGCUGGGUCUGCUUAGUCUUCUGCUGGUUGGUCGGCUGUUGCUGCUGCUUUCCUUCUUGUUGCCGCUGUCGUUGUCUGUCGAAGAAGAGGAAGAGGAAAUAAAGAAUUGGAACGGGUUGCGGAAGGAGAACCGGUUGGGGUUUGAGGACGAGGAGGCUGCCAUUUUGAAAGAGUGUGAAGAGGUGAAUGUUGCUCUUUAAAAAGGUCGGUGGGUUGAUGGGUAGGGUGAAUUGGGGGUUCUGUUGCUCCAAAAAGUGAAAAUCGUCGGUCCCUUUGUGGGGUUUUUGCACUGGUCGCGAAGCUUAAGAUAAGCCUUUUCCUCCUUGCUGGCUGUCACCGGAUUCCCCCCUGACUCUUUUCAGGGUCUUUCCCUGGGCAAGAGAGCAAACGGCCGAGUGAAGCUUGAUUCAACUUUGUGCUCUUUGCAGGCGCUACUAACUCGGCUGGUUCCACAACAAAACAAAACGUGGAAAGAAGCGGUGCCUGCGAAGGGAGCCGGUGAAGACAGGCGGGGAAGUUGGUAGGUCUCGAGGGCUUUGGUGACUUUGCUGGUCGCGGAUGGGAUGAACGGUUGUGGCGGGAGCUACUGGCGGGCAACUGUGCUCGAGUCGUAAACACCGUCGGAUUUGAGCUCGGAGGGUGAUGGAGGUGGCUUGCUGUCAAAAAACUUGAGGUGCUCAGAUGACAAGGUGGGAUGAAUAAUAAGUGAAUAUGUUUGCUUUGUGACUCGAAAGACGAGAUAUUAUUCACUGAGAGAUAUUCACGUUUUGUUCGAGAAGAGUCAAAAGACCGAGGAAUACUAACACAACAAUGUGACGAGU